GUCAGUUCGCCACUUCAGUCAGAUUCGGGUCGGAACGGAGUAAAGUGCGUUUUUUUGCGAUUUUGAAGGAGAAAAAAAAGUCCAGCAAAAAAAAGGUGAUUCCUUGCGAUGAGAAUUUUUCCACCUUCAGCGCAGAAAGCCGUGACGACCGUCGCCGUCGGAACGUGGACCGGAUUGUAGUGGUGUCGCGCGCGGGGAACGGGGUUUUCCGGGAGGGGAUUAAGGAUUUUUGGCCGGAACAGUUCGCACAGGGCCUCCUUUGUUUUGUGUCCUCUCGGAAUUGCGCGAGGGACGAAGAACAUGGUGGUGAGCUGGCCCUGCCUGGAUUACUGAACCUUCUGGGAGGCACACGGAGCGGCUGGUCCAAGCGGAUAUGACCACCGGAAGCAGCUGAGAACGGAUUACCCUGGUGGCAAGAGGAAUAAAAGGAAGAUUGUCGGAGCAGGAAGAUUGCCGUAGAAUAGAGGAAAAAGUCAAAGCCUCGAGAGUGUGGGGUGGAAAAACCCAGACCACAGGAGUUGACCCGAUAUAGCGAUAGAGGGAGAGUCUUGUUUAUCAAUCGUUUCCUUCCACGGGAAGAGGAAGGUUAGAUAAUCUGCCGUGGGAUCGGUUCCGUGCUGACCACCGACAAGAGAUCUAUUUACGAAGCCUUCGUCGUGUCGUUUUCUUUCCCCACUCUUUUGGCACAGUGAAACUGAUCGUCAGCAGAAAGAAGGAAAAAAAUAGAAUAAAAAAUAGCGAAAAAAUCGUCCCACUUUGCGUGUGUGUAUGUGUGCUCGGUGCUGCGUGUAAGUGUGCGCGGCCAGAAUAAUAAUAACAACAGUCAGUCAGUCGUCAGCAGCAGGUCCCCUCCCCGCAAGAAAGGGAACGACGAGCAGAGCGAAGCGAGAAGCAAUAUUCCGUCCGUCGCCGACUUGAGCCUCCUCGCCAAACCCCCCCUCUCCGGCCAGGGCGGCGGGUGGUCCACAAAUCUUUGUGUUUGAGUGUGUGUGUGAGUGAGCACAGAACACACACAGUCUGUGGUCCGUCAAAAUCCGAGGGACCAUCCCUCCCGCGGGAACCGACAUCGGUGAAGAAACGAAAUCCGGAAGAAGGAAGCAAGCAAUCGCCUGGAGCAGGUCCUCGCCCUGCGGGCCAAGAGUGCGGAGUCCCCACGAAAUCUACUAUGUAGGGAGAGUGUCUGUGUGUGAUUUCGCGGAUUAAAACGGUGGUCGUUGCUUUUUUUUGCUUUUUUAUUUCUCUGUUUGUUGUUUGCGUUAAUUUGAGUUGAUUUCUGCUUCUCGUCGUCGUCAGUGAGAGAGAAUCUUAUCCGCGAGCAAGAGAUCUGAAAAGGGGGGAGGGUGCGAGCGGCGGGGGGCUCUUUGUAGUCUGGCUCCCGGAAGUGGGAAUCAGAACCCAGAACCGUCAAGGAUUAUCCCCAGGAGUGUCGGAACGACGACCUAAGAAGGAGACCGGAAGAGCCUUCCCCUUUGUAUGAAAAGAGAUGGGAAUAAAGGCCAGCACAGCAAAUGGUGGACAGUCGAGUCCUAGGGCCAGAACCUUCUCCACCAGCAGCAGCUCGGACGUGGUGUCCGCCGGUGCAGGAGCGCCGUACGAGCUAUCCUCCGCCAGUCCGGAAACCGACAGCAGUUCCGCGGAGGAUGCGGCGGCAGCGGCCGCGGCCAGUGCGGCCUCGCUCGCCCUCGGACGGGUGUACGCGGCCACGUCGCUGCCGGCGCACAUCUGGUCCUUGAAUGGUAAAUCCCACGGGCAGAUUACAUUUCGAAUCCUUUUCCCCGACGACGACGCAAUCAAAGGGGAUGGCGCCAUCCCCUUUUAGCCAGUCCCAGACAAAGGAUCUGACACGUACCAAAAGUACCUACACUCUUUGUCUGUCCUACGAAAAGCACUUGAUACAGCAGAAGGAACCUUAAAAGUUACCCCCUUUUAUAUCCCCGUUCGUACCUGCUUCUAAUGGUAUUCUG
Molecule: messenger RNA, 1964 nt
Organism: Culex quinquefasciatus (southern house mosquito)
Lineage: Eukaryota; Metazoa; Arthropoda; Insecta; Diptera; Culicidae
Exons: 3
Coding region: 1484-1819 (111 amino acids)
Source: RefSeq, a predicted model, not a curated record